This is a messenger RNA of Thamnophis elegans (Western terrestrial garter snake), 3326 nucleotides long. RefSeq names its product FKBP prolyl isomerase 9 (gene FKBP9). NCBI's taxonomy places the organism in Eukaryota, Metazoa, Chordata, Lepidosauria, Squamata, Natricidae. The record is from RefSeq and is a predicted model, not a curated record. The coding region runs from base 173 to 1918 and encodes 581 amino acids. Gene Ontology annotation, molecular function: peptidyl-prolyl cis-trans isomerase activity; calcium ion binding. The transcript is spliced from 10 exons.
CUUCCGCGUCCUGGCUCCGCCCAUUGCUAAACAGCGAAGGGGCUGGGAAUUCUUCCUCUUCACCCUCGCCCCUGCCCUCCCACUCUCCACGUUUGCAGUUUGGGGAAGCCGGGAUUUCAGCCGAACUUGCUCUUGAAUAUUCUCCUCGUUGUGUUCGCUCCUCGCAAUAGAUAUGCCGAGAAUGGGGUCGACCGGGAGGCGGCGACACCGCUGCUGCUCGCCCCUGCUCCUUGCUUUGCUAGUUAGUUGCGUAGCAUGCCAGGCUCCGCCGGUGCCGGCUGGGGAGACCCACUGGGAUGGAAAAGACGUGUUGAUCGAGCGCAAGUACGUGCCGGACAAAUGCCUGCGCACCGUUAUUUCCGGCGAUUUCGUACGCUACCAUUACCAUGGCACUUUGUCCGACGGCAAAAAAUUCGAUUCCAGCUAUGACAGGGGCUCAACAUUCAAUGUUUUUGUGGGGAAAAAUCAGCUUAUUGCUGGGAUGGAGAAGGCUCUGCUUGGCAUGUGUGUAAAUGAAAGACGAUUUGUAAGGAUUCCAUCCCAUCUUGAAUAUGGAAAUGACAGAGUUUCCAGUGUACUUCUUGCAAAUUCUGUUCUGAAUUUUGAUGUCCUUCUGGUUGAUGUUUGGAAUUCUGAAGACCAAGUUGAAAUUCAGACUUAUCACAAGCCAGAAAAUUGUACAAGGACAAUUCAGGUGUCUGAUUUUGUAAGAUACCAUUAUAAUGGAACAUUUUUAGAUGGAACACUAUUUGACUCAAGUCACAAUAGAAUGCGAACUUAUGACACUUAUGUAGGAAUUGGGUGGUUAAUCCCUGGAAUGGACAAAGGUCUUCUUGGAAUGUGUGUAGGAGAAAAGCGCAUAAUCACAGUACCACCUUUCUUGGCAUAUGGAGAGGAUGGAGAUGGGAAAGAAAUACCUGGCCAAGCUUCUCUUGUCUUUGAUGUAGCUCUUCUAGAUCUACACAAUCCUAAAGACAGGGUUAAUAUAGAAAAACUGUUUGUGCCAAAGUUGUGUGAACGUCACACCCAAAUUGGGGACUUCCUCAGGUAUCACUAUAAUGGUACUCUUCUUGAUGGAACAGUAUUUGAUUCCAGUUACUCACGAAAUCAAACCUAUGACACCUACAUUGGCAAAGGUUAUGUGAUUGCUGGGAUAGAUGAAGGUUUGCUUGGAGCAUGUGUUGGAGAGAAAAGGAGAAUAAUAAUACCACCUCAUGUUGGGUAUGGAGAAGAGGGAAGAGGAAACAUUCCAGGAUCUGCUGUUUUGGUAUUUGAAGUUCAUGUGAUAGAUUUUCACAAUCCUUCAGAUUCAGUUGCUGUUACAACCUAUUAUAAACCUACUAAUUGUUCAGUGCUAAGCAAGAAAGGUGAUUACUUGAAGUAUCAUUACAAUGCUUCUCUCCUAGAUGGCACUUUAUUAGAUUCAACGGUUAGCCUUGGAAAAACAUACAAUAUAGUUCUAGGUUCUGGACAAGUUGUACUGGGAAUGGAUAUAGGUCUCCGAGAGAUGUGUGUGGGAGAAAAAAGAACAGUUGUUAUUCCUCCUCACUUUGGUUAUGGAGAAGCCGGAGUUAAAGGAGAAGUUCCUGGAAGUGCUGUAUUACUGUUUGACAUUGAGCUGCUUGAUUUAGUAUCUGGCUUACCAGAAGGCUAUAUGUUUGUGUGGCAUGAUGAAGUGUCACCAAACCUCUUUGAAGAAAUAGACAAGGAUAACAAUGGAGAAGUUAUUCUAGAAGAAUUCAAUAAAUAUAUCCACGACCAAGUCAAUUCUGGCAAAGGAAAGCUAGCCCCUGGUUACAAUUCGGAAACAAUUGUGAAAAAUAUGUUCAACAAUCAGGACCGAAAUGGAGAUGGCAAGAUUACUUCUGAAGAAUUUAAACUGAAAGACCAGGAGACACAGGGACAUGAUGAACUGUAACUUAGUUGGAUUUUAUGAGCUGAACUGAUGUUAGAAAUAAUCUGAAAUCCCUAUGCAUAGUUAAAGAAAGGGAUGUGGAAAUGAAUAUGUCUUGAUGUUGAUACUGACACAAUAAGGUAUAAAAUUAAGAUUUUAAUUUUUUUUUAAAAUGCACGGUGCCUUAAAAUGUAUUUUAAAGAUUUAAAAAAAUAUAAUUCCACCAUAGUGACUAUUCAGCUUUUUUUUCAGAAAUGUGAAUUUUCUGGAAAAAAGCAAACAUUUUCAAAUGCAAAUUAAUAUGAUUCACAUUUGUUUAUUUUUUUUCAAUAUUUAUAAUAUUUGGACUGCAUGAUUUGAAAUGAAAAAAUGUCCUAAACUUAAACAUUAUUUAAAAAAAAAACCUAUGUGAUAAAACCUGACAUCAGGUUAUCUGAGUUAAUGGGGCUUUAUCACUUUCUUGUCUUGGUAGGUUUCUACAAAUGGUUUUUACUUGUUCAGGACAUUUUCUACAUUGUGAUUUCUCAUAAAUGGUUAUUAACACUUUAACACCAUAUUUUUCAGAGUAUAAGACGCACCAAGGUUUUGAAGAGGCUUUUUUUAAAAAAAAAAAAGUUUUGCACUCUGCAAACUUCCCCAAAAUGGUCCGUCUUAUACAUUGAAAAAUACGGUAACUGCUUCAUGACUAUUACCAAAUGCUUUGAGAGUCUUCUGUGUUUAAUUGUAGAAAAGAAUUAGAACUCUUAAAGAUUAAAGCUAUAGUGAUAGCGGUUCUAUUUUAACAAAAGCAAUAAUAAAAUUUAAAUAGUGUGGAACAAAAUGCUAGCAGAGAAAUUAACAAAAUUUUGCCAGUAAAACUCAACAAAAUCUGAUGAAUAUAGUAUGAAUGUCAAGCUGCUUUUCCGCUGCAAAGAAUGACUAAUGGAAUAAAUGUUGCAUCAGUCAUGCUUUUACUGUAUGAAGCUGUUGAUCAAUUGUUCAGCUGUGCAUUGAAUAUUUAAAAUGUGUGUUUGUCUUUUAUAUAUUUUAAGAAAAAGAAAUAAAAAUGAAUUGUAAUAAUGUGCAUGAAGCUGUUGAUUGCACCUGGGUAAUUUAACAUGGCCAGUCCAUCUAACUCAAGUAUUUUGAAGUGAUUUUUUCAAUCCACUCUCAAAUACUGGCUUUGUCAAUAAAAUGCAUUGUCAAAUAAUAAACAUAUUAGGACAGAAAGUUACUAAAGAAGGGAACGUAACGCCUCUACCAUGAGAAUAGUAGAAAAUGUAUAUUUCCCGAGAUAGUGGGACGUGUAAUUGUAGAAAGAGGCUAUUUUACAGCACUCUUUUUUAGCUUUAUAAGAAGUACAAUUGUAUAGGUUUUCUAUGAUAUUAACACUAAUACCACGUUCUGUCAAAUGCAAUGCAUUCCAGUAUUAAAUAAAAUGCUGACAAGUACA